Vicia villosa (hairy vetch) is the source of this 2502-nucleotide messenger RNA. Its product is annotated as mechanosensitive ion channel protein 6-like. The record is from RefSeq and is a predicted model, not a curated record. Gene Ontology annotation, molecular function: mechanosensitive monoatomic ion channel activity. Gene Ontology annotation, biological process: monoatomic anion transport; transmembrane transport. Bases 211 to 2205 code for a protein of 664 amino acids. Gene Ontology annotation, cellular component: plasma membrane. The transcript is spliced from 2 exons. NCBI's taxonomy places the organism in Eukaryota, Viridiplantae, Streptophyta, Magnoliopsida, Fabales, Fabaceae.
AAAGAGGAACUCACUAGCACAAGACAAGACAUGCUAGGAGAAGCCAAAGUUAAUACAGCAGUUUUUCCAUAACAGAAGAGAUAAAAUCUACCUGCAUAUUAACAGACCCCUUCUCCAAAGCACCUUUGGAAUCAUUAUUUUCUUCCCUCGAGCAAGGAGAGGGUCUCGGAGCACAUAGAGGAGCAGCUUUGGAGUUUACUACUUACUGCAAUGGAGGUGGUUAUCAACGUUGACGAACACCACCGUGGCAAACGCAAGAAAAUAUCUGAGAUCCAAGAUGAGAAAGAUGAGAAUGUCCAAACAAGCAUUGUUGGAGAGUCCAGCUCUAAUGAAAACCGCAAAGAGCCUAUGGCGGAAGAACUAGUGACCAAUACUGUUUGGAGAAGAAGACCUGUAUUAAAGCAACACCCAGGAGGAGGUCAGUUUGCUCCAUCAUCUCUCAAAGAUGAGGAUCACUCAAGUAAGUAUAAGAAAAGAAAAUUUAGUCUUUUGAUUUUAGUUGAAAGGCUAGGUUUAAUUCUUAUACCUGCUUUAUUAUUAACCUUGACUCUUCCAUUUUUGUGGAAUACGGAUUACUGGGAGGUUAGUAUUUGGAAAUGGGAAAUCAUGGUUCUUUUUUUAGUCUCGGGUCGGUUCUUGUCUCGUUGUAUCAUUAGGAUUAUUGUGUUUUGGAUUCAAAGAAAAUUUCAAUGGAAGGUCAAGGUUCUUUACUAUGUAUAUACUUUGAAGAAAACAAUUCAGAAUUGUCUGUGGUUAUUGCUAUUUUAUUUAGCAUGGUUUUUCUGGUUCCAUAACCGACUUCACAGUGUGAUCAACUCUGUUUUAUUGGAAUAUUUGGAGAAAACUCUGUUGUGUUCCUUUCUGGCUGCUGCAUUAUGGCUCUUCAAAUCCUUAAUUGCUAAAGUUUUAACCAGUUAUUUUUACUUGAGAACAUAUUUCGGCAAGAUUGAAGAGUCGGUCAUCAAUAUAUUAUUGAUUAAUAUGCUUUCUGGACCACAUAUGGUUGAAAUUCGAAGGGCUAAAGCACGAGAGGAGGAAAGGCUUGCUACUCGUAACUUUUCUACCAUCACAAUUGAAAGGUCAAGGAGUGAGAUUAAGGAUGGUGAUGGAGUAACUCUCAAUCUUUUGCAUAAGCUGAAUCCAAAAUUUGUGCUUUCUUUGGAAAUGAAGAGCUUAGUGAAAACAUUUACCUACGGAGCACUUGAUUUGGAAGACGACCAUUCCACAUUAGUCACAACUGAAAAGGAUGCUAAUGCAGCAACGGAACAAAUAUUCAGAAAUAUUGCUAUGUGUGGUUCCAGGUCUAUAGACAUUGAGGACUUGAUGCCUUUUAUGAUUGAAACUCAAGCUGCUCAAAUUGUAAAUCACUUUAAAGGAGCAUCAGAUUCUGGAAAAAUAAGUCAAACUGCCUUGAAGGAGUGGAUUCUGAAUGUGUUCAGGGAGAGAAGAACACUAAUUUUAAGAAUAAAUGACACCAAAUCACCAGUCCCAAAGUUAUACAACUUGCUGAACUUCUUAGCUGUCCUUGUGAUUUCUGUUAGUUCGAUUUUGACUUUGAAAAUGAUCACUACCAAAACACUUACCGUAAUUGGGUCACAGUUCGUGUUGGUUGCAUACAUAUUUAAAAACACAUUGACCACUGGUUUUGAAGGAAUAUUUUUUGUUUUCUUUAUGCAUCCCUAUGAUGUAGGAGAUAGAUGUGACAUUGAUGAUACAGAACUUGUUGUUAAAGAAAUAAACUUAAUGCAGACUGUGUUUAUAUCGUUUGAUCAACAACUGGUAACCAUACCCAACAGCGAACUUAGCAAGAAAGUCAUAUUUAAUCAUAAUCACAGUCCUGACUUGGAAAAGGCUCUGCAAUUCUAUAUUGAUGUAUCAACUCCCGAUAACAAAGUUUUACUGUUGAAAGAGAGAAUAAAGGAAUACAUGGACGGAAAGCAAGAUCACUGGUAUCCUUCACCUACCAUAAACAUGGAUUGUCAGGAAAGACUGGACAUGGUAAAAGUGGCUGUCUGGCCAACUCUUAGAAUGAACUUCGUAGGCAUGAGAGAAAGUGGCAUCAGGAGAUCUAUGUUGAUAGAAGAGUUGAUGAAAAUCUUAAGGGAUCUUGACAUUCUAUACUUUAUGCCUCUAGAGAUAAAUGUCGGAGCUUUUCCUACCACUUAUGAUUUGCUCCUUGUUAGUUGUUGGACAAAAACUACCUAGUACUGAUCAUCACAGAUUCUUGGUUGGUUGGCUCUAUUUGAGAUAUAAGAGGUUAGCUAGAUUAAUUAUUGUUGGUGUUCUUUACUUAGUUAGUUAGUGUGUAUGUAUAGGCUUAAGAUGGUCAAAUUGUAAUGAUGUCUUAACUUGUUGAUUGGAAAGCUAAGAAACCUUCCUGCUGAGAAGGAGAAGGAUAACAAGUUUGCUCCAAAAGAUAUUAUGCAGAUUAUCGAUUAGCUUCUCUUUUUCUUAUUUGUUUUUAUUAUUUUGGUAUUAGAAAAAUAUUAUUAUAUCAAACUU